AUGGAAUUAGAUGAUAUAAAUGGUAGGUUUCUAAAAGAUAAACAAUUUUUUCAAAAUGGAAAGCAGAUCAAAGUAAAAGAUAACAAAAUGGUGGACAUUCCUAAUACAUCUUUAUACAGUAACUAUAAUAUGGUACAGGAGGAAAAAAGUAAUUUGUUUUUAAGUGAACAAAAUAUUUUAAAUUCAGAUAGAAAAGAUAUAGAAUUAAAGAGUAGAAUGAGAAAUAAUACGUACAUGGAAGGCAGAUUUUACAUCUUUUUAGUUCUUUUUAUUUCUUUCUAUGCCCUUUUAGUAAAUUUCAUUCGUAAGGGUCUAGGUUUUAUUUCAAUUAGUCAUAGGUUAGCGAAUAUUGAUGGAGGAAGCCUUACUAUGUAA
Molecule: messenger RNA, 375 nt
Organism: Plasmodium malariae
Lineage: Eukaryota; Apicomplexa; Aconoidasida; Haemosporida; Plasmodiidae
Product: conserved Plasmodium protein, unknown function
Exons: 2
Coding region: 1-375 (124 amino acids)
Source: RefSeq, a predicted model, not a curated record